Molecule: messenger RNA, 843 nt
Organism: Dermacentor andersoni
Lineage: Eukaryota; Metazoa; Arthropoda; Arachnida; Ixodida; Ixodidae
Product: piggyBac transposable element-derived protein 4-like
Source: RefSeq, a predicted model, not a curated record
UCUGGUAGAAGGCGUUGAGCCUGGCACGCAACUCUACUUUGACAAUUUCUUCACUUCCACUCGCCUCAUGGAGGACCUUGCACAGAAAGGAAUUCUUGCUGUUGGUACAGUCCGGACAAACAGGAAGGAUCUGCCUGAUGAAUUGAAAAUGGACAACAAACUCCAGAAAGGAGAAUAUAUCUGGCGAUCAAAAGGAAGCAUUGUUGCAUAUCAGUGGCGUGACACAAAAAAUGUGCAUGCUUUAUCGAAUUUUCACCACCCAAAGGACACAGAAGUUGUCCGCAAGCUUGCAAAUGGGUCUUCGGUUUCCGUCCAGUGUCCAAAGGCUAUAUCCGACUACAACACUUGGAUGGGAGGAGUCGACAAAUUCGACCAAAAGCGCAAUGCAUACCGAGCUGACAGGAGGUCCAAAAAGUCCUGGUACAGAAUAUUUUAUUUCUUGCUCGAUGCAGCCAUCGUCAACGCGUUCAUUCAAGUAAAUGCUGUGAAUCCAAUGACCUACUUAUGGUUUCGAUUGGUUCUUGGACGGGAACUCAUCAAUGGCCAGACAUUCAGAACCACCGGCAGCAGGAAGCCGUUCAGAAUGAACAAGGAGGGUAGAAAAAAUGGCCACAAAAUGGUUGGCGUAUCGGAUGAAGUUCGGUUCAUGGGAAGAGAGCACAACCCUGUGAAAGUGGAAAAUAGGCGCAGAUGCCGUUGGUGUUCCACGAGGGGGAAAGAAGUGCGAACAAGUUUCUUGUGCAAGGCAUGCUCAGUCCCGCUUUGUGUGACCUGUUUUGGACCAUUCCAUGAAGUGGUUAGUCAGAACUAACCUAGUGUGGCACCCGUGUAGGUCAAUGGGAU